This is a messenger RNA of Lactuca sativa (garden lettuce), 1933 nucleotides long. It is a transcript of the gene GT18, whose product is annotated as glycosyltransferase 18. The record is from RefSeq and is a predicted model, not a curated record. Gene Ontology annotation, molecular function: galactosyltransferase activity. Lineage: Eukaryota; Viridiplantae; Streptophyta; Magnoliopsida; Asterales; Asteraceae. Gene Ontology annotation, biological process: xyloglucan biosynthetic process.
AGUAUACCCUAUAUAUCUUCUCAACAAAUAAUUACAAGCUUCUCAUUCUCCAUCAAGCUGCCACCAUAACACCCUUUUGUAUCGGCGUAAAACCAACGAACAACCGAAAUCAUUGAAAACCCACCAUAUAUCCCGGCUUUAUUCCGCCGGAAAGCACCUAAAUUCAUCACCCUCAUGCUUCCUCUUUUCGAUACGCCUCCUUCCCCGCAUAAACCCCAAAACCCAGAACUAGAUCGGAAAAGUUCCUUCGGUUCACUUAAACCUUAUCUCCCUCGCACAUGGCUUAUCUUCUUUGUCCUCUUCCUCCAGAUCAUCCUUCUCUUAAUCGCUCGCAAUUACCACAUAUCCACGGCCGUUAUCAUCCCCCAACACCUUCCUGAAGUGGCCGCCAUCACCGCCGUGGACGGCGGCGAUACCGAAUGCCCGUCCGGUAAGGUCUUCGUCUAUAACCUGCCGCAUUUUUUUAACACAGAAUUGUUAGAAAAUUGUCAUGAAUUGAAUCCCUGGGGUUCUCGUUGCGAUACGUACUCUAAUGAUGGUCUUGGACGCCCUGCAACAAAGCUAGCCGGAGUGAUACCGGAGAGUCUCACCGGAGCGUGGUAUUGGACGGAUCAAUUUGCAUCUGAGAUUAUUUAUCAUAAUCGGAUGUUGAACUACCGGUGUAGGACGCUAGACCCAGAAUCUGCUACGGCGUACUACAUUCCUUUGUACGCCGGCCUUGCCGUCGGAAAAUAUCUAUGGACGAAUAAUUACACGGCGGAGGAUCGUGACCUUCAUUGCCAUACGAUGCUGAAAUGGGUUCAUGAUCAACCUUAUUGGAAAAAAUCCAACGGUUGGGAUCACUUCAUUACGAUGGGUCGUAUCACAUGGGAUUUCCGCCGGUCUAAAGACGAUGACUGGGGUUCCCGAUGCAUCUAUUUACCUGGGAUGCGAAACAUCACGCGCCUCCUCAUCGAACGGAACUCGUGGGACUAUUUCGACGUCGGUGUUCCAUACCCCACCGGAUUCCACCCCACCUCGCCGUCAGAUGUCGAAACGUGGCAGGAGUUCGUUCGUACACGUACCCGUACCACCCUUUUCUGCUUUGCCGGCGCGACACGUGGCCUCAUCAAGAAUGAUUUCCGAGGACUCUUGCUAAACCAGUGUUACAACUCCUCGGGUUCUUGUCGGGUCGUGGAUUGUGGCGGGUCAAAAUGCUCCAACGGUACGUCGUUGAUACUUGAAUCUUUCCUCGGGUCGGACUUUUGUCUUCAACCCAGAGGCGACAGCUUCACCCGGCGGUCAAUUUUUGAUUGCAUGAUCGCCGGUUCAAUCCCGGUUUUCUUCUGGAACAGAACCGCUUACUCACAAUACGAAUGGUUCUUGCCGGGUCAACCCGAAAGCUAUUCGGUUUAUAUCGAUAAGAAUGAUGUUUUAAAUGGGAAAUCCAUAAAAGGUGUUCUUGAGAGCUUUGGGAAAGAUGAAGUGAGGAAAAUGAGGGAAAAGGUUAUACAAUAUAUUCCAAGAAUUGUGUAUGCAAAACCUCAUCAAGGUCUUAAGGGCAUGAAAGAUGCUUUUGAUUUGGCUGUGGAGGGAGUUCUGAAUAGAAUCAAAGAUCAAGAAAGAGAGGGAUUCAAAUGGUAAUUAUUUUUUUGCAUUAUUUAUUUAGACAUUCUAUUUUUUUUUAAAUUAUAUAUAAAAAUGAUUGUGAAGAAUUUGUUUUGGGAAUUGGGAUUAUCAUGAUGAUGGGCAAUGCGGAUGGUAGAAAUUAGUUGAUAGAUAUACAAGACGUAUCCAAGAGAAGUGAUAUGAUGAAUUUUGAGUUAAGUGGUUAUGGUGGGUGAUGCUAUAAAUGUAAAAUGUGUACAAUUUAUAUAGAUUUGCUACAAGUAGAUGAUGACAAUAAUGGACCUUGUUACAUUGUUUGCAGUAUAUAUUAUCUAUUAUUUUGUUA